UCAUCACUCCCCCUCUCAUUGUACUCCUGCCCUCUGCUUCCAGAAGAGAGGGAUCAUGCGUCGUCCUGUUCCCUCCUCCUACUCCUCAUUCUGGGGUCUCUGUAGCGGUUUUGCUUCUGAGCAGAGCAUUGGAAGCUGUUCAUCUUUCUUCGGCAUGGUGGACUUUUAGAUCGGAAGCUAUCAGCAAAUCAGAUCUCUGCACUACCAAAUGUCCUGGUGGGAUGGAAGUCUUCGUGGGACUCCUGCUUUCCUCACAGCACAGCUCGAUUCUCCUUGAAGUUCGAGGACAAUCCAUGAAGAAUCUCUUCAUUCCUUUAGUCUCCAACGUUGUGGAUAUCUGGCUUGGUGUAUAAUGUGUGUUUCUCUGCAUCUGAUGAUUUGACUGUGUGUGAGUGUUCAUGGCAGUCAAUUAGAGUGUCUCUGUUUGUGACAGUUGGUAGAUUUGGAAGACUGAAGAUUUGGCUGUGUGAGAGUGUGAGUGUUGCUCUGUGUGAGAUUGAGAGUGUGUGUGUUGCUCUGUGUGAGAGUGAGAGUGUGUGUGUUGCUCUGUGUGAGAGUGAGAGUGUGUGUGUUGCUCUGUGUGAGAGUGAGAGUGUGUGUGUUGCUCUGUGUGAGAGUGAGAGUGUGUGUGUUGCUCUGUGUGAGAGUGAGAGUGUGUGUGUUGCUCUGUGUGAGAGUGAGAGUGUUUGUGUUGCUCUGUGUGAGAGUGAGAGUGUGUGUGUUGCUCUGUGUGCAGUGCAGUCCCACUCCCCUCGUUCCUGGUUCUUGACUGGAGGGUUUAGCGGACGCUGGAGGGCAACGGAGACCCCCCACCUCCUCAUUGGUACUCACUACCCUGAGAGGAGAGAAGAGACAGAGAGAAGGACUGAGAGAGAGAGAGAGAGACUGAGAGGUAGGGAGAGGGACUGAGAGACAGAGAGAAAGACUGAGAGGUAGGGGGAGAGACAGAGGUAGGGAGAGGGACUGAGAGGUAGGGAGAGGGACUGAGAGACAGAGAGAAAGACUGAGAGGUAGGGAGAGGGACUGAGAGGUAGGUAGAACGAAGACAAAAAGGAAGCAUGUGAGAAACAACAAUAGGAUAGCAGGAUAGACAGAGAGACAAAUGGAGACAUAAAAAGAGAGUGAGAGAGAGACAGAGAGAGAUAGAUACAGAGAGAGAGAGAGACACACAGAGAGAGAGACAGAGACAGAGAGAGAGAGACACACAGAAAGAGGGAGAGAGACAAAGAGAGAGAGAGAGAUACAGAGAGAGAGAGACAGAGAGAGAGAGAGAGAGAGAGAGAGAGAGAGAGAGAGAGAGAUACACAGAGAGAGAGAGAGAGACAGAGAGAGAGAGAGAGAGAUACAGAGAGAGUGAGAGACAGAGAGAGAGAGACAGAGAGAGAGAGAGAGAGAGAGAGACACACCUCUCACACCUCUGUAUCCUCUCAUACACACACACAGUGAAAAGAAGACAAGGACACGUAGGCUUAAUCUGUGUGGACCUCCUCUCACCCAUGCUGUCCUCCCCUCAGUCUCCCUCCUCUCUCACACACUCAGCAGUAUGAUUUUAUUCACAGCACCUUUUGACUGCUGUUAAUUGCAGCAACAAGAGACGAGGAGUGAAUCUGUGUUCUAAUCUCAAACAGUAAUUCAACCAAACUCAACACCAAGAAUGAAGAAAGAACAAAUGUGACGACAUCUCGGAAGAGUAAAAACAAUCCACUACAGGUCCUCUUCCAAACAGUGGACUGACUCAGAGAGCACCAUUGGACUGACUCAGAGAGCACCAUUGGACUGACUCAGAGAGCACAAUUGGACUAACUCAGAGAGCACCAUUGGACUGACUCAGAGAGCACCAUCGGACUGACUCAGAGAGCACCAUCGGACUGACUCAGAGAGCACCAUCGGACUGACUCAGAGAGCACCAUUGGACUGACUCAGAGAGCACCAUUGGACUGACUCAGAGAGCACCAUUGGACUGACUCAGAGAGCACCAUUGGACUGACUCAGAGAGCACCAUUGGACUGACUCAGAGAGCACCAUUGGACUGACUCAGAGAGCACCUCCAGGGACUUUUAGACAAAACCGAGAAGUGCAGAACCACUAAAGCCCACGAGAGACAAAGAAACUAGAGACACAUACAGCCGACUGAAGACUGGAGCAAGACACUAGAGACACAUACAGCCCAGUAAAGACUGGAGCAAGACACUAGAGACACAUACAGCCGACUGAAGACUGGAGCAAGACACUAGAGACAUAUAUACAGCCCAGUAAAGACUGGAGCAAGACACUAGAGACACAUACAUCCCAGUAAAGACUGGAGCAAGACACUAGAGACACAUACCACAUACAGCUGACUGAAGACUGGAGCAAGACACUAGAGACACAUACAGCCCCGUAAAGACUGGUGCAAGGCAGGGUAAUCAGCCCCAGUAGCCCACCACUACUACCACCAGUACAACCAACGCCAGUACAGCCACUGCCAUGCAGGUGUCGUUUGCAUGUUCUGACCAGGACGGAGGAAGAGGAGGGCUGAGGCCCCCGGGGAAUGGAGGUCACAGCAAGCAGAACGCCACCAGCCCCAACACGGCCAGCCAGGCGCGGGCGCGCUUCCGAACCGUGGCCCUCAUCGCCCGCAGCCUGGGCUCCUUGACCCACCGCUACCAGCACAACCUUAAGGAGUCCACCGCCAAGCUCACUGGCAUGAAGUACCGGAACCUGGGAAAAUCAGGCUUGCGUGUAUCCUGUUUGGGCCUCGGUACUUGGGUAACAUUUGGAGGUCAGAUUUCAGAUGAGGUGGCUGAGCAGCUGAUGACCAUAGCAUAUGAGAAUGGGGUCAAUCUCUUUGACACAGCCGAAGUUUAUGCCGGGGGGAAAGCUGAGAUAAUCCUGGGGAACAUCAUCAAGAAAAAGUGCUGGAGGAGAUCCAGUCUGGUGAUCACCACCAAGCUCUACUGGGGUGGAAAAGCCGAAACCGAGAGAGGACUCAACAGGAAGCACAUCAUUGAAGGUCUGAGGAGCUCCCUACAGAGGAUGCAGCUGGAGUACGUGGAUGUUGUGUUUGCAAACCGGCCCGACAGCAACACUCCCAUGGAGGAGAUUGUGAGGGCGAUGACCCAUUUGAUCAACAAUGGCAUGUCCAUGUACUGGGGGACAUCACGAUGGUCUGCCAUGGAGAUUAUGGAAGCAUACUCGGUUGCACGGCAGUUUAACCUGAUCCCUCCGGUGUGUGAGCAGGCUGAGUACCACUUCUUCCAGAGGGACAAGGUGGAGACACAGCUACCUGAGCUCUACCAUAAGAUAGGUGUGGGUGUGGUCUCCUGGUCACCUCUAGCCUGUGGAAUCAUCACUGGGAAGUAUGAGAAUGGCAUCCCAGAAUGCUCCAGGGCCUCCAUGAAGCCGUACGCCUGGUUAAAGGAUAAGAUAGUGAGCGAAGAAGGGAGGAAACAACAGGCCAAGCUGAAGGAGCUCACUACCAUCUCUGAAAAGCUGGGCUGCACUCUGCCACAAUUAGCUAUCGCCUGGUGUCUGAGAAAUGAAGGAGUGAGCUCAGUGCUGCUGGGAACAUCCAACCCCAUCCAGCUUGCAGAGAAUCUGAGGGCCAUGGAGGUCAUUCCAAAGAUGACAGCAGGCAUUGCCACAGAGAUUGACCACGUCUUGGGAAACCAACCCCACAGGAAGAAGGACUUCCAACAAGCACAUUAAGAUGGAGCCAUUCUUCAGAACUGUGACUAAUCUGGACCAGCUCUCAUCAGUGGCACCUCCAGUCAGUGGCACCUCCAGUCAUUGUGUGCCCAACCCUGUUUGUGUGUGUGUGUGUGUGUGUUCUACGCAGUUCCUCGUCCUGCCACACCCGAAUAAAGAUCAACCAGUAGUCAGUGUCGUUAACUGAGAGCUCUGCUUGACAAAGCAUGCAUGCCACACAGCUCAUCCACUCCACUUCAGUGUAGCUCAAACCUGACGAACUAACCAGCCGUUAUCAAGAUAGACUAAGAUCACCUGAAUCAGUUGAGGCUGCUGAGGCGAGGACGGCUCAUAGUAAUGGCUGUAAUAGACUGUAAUGGAUAGAAUAGAAUUGUAUCAAACACAUGAAAACCAUGUUUUUGAUACCAUUCCAUUUACUCCAUUCCAGCCGUUAUUAUGAGCCGUUCUCCCCUCACCAGCCUCCACUGAAUCUGAUGUGCAAAUCCCUUAUGGUACACCCAGCUGUCCCGCAUUCUGUGUAGAAGCCUUUGUAGGCUAAACGGGACAUUCAUGAGAACAAACUCUUGGACAGAGGACUGUGUUCCUGUCCUCAAAGUGAUGGACAUGGACAAAUGAUCUGUCCAUGACGGUCAGUGCUGGCUGAGCCCCUCCUUUCCUACAACCUAAGUGCUUACCUAACCCUGCAUUGUUGUAGUGAUAAUUAACUGUUUCGAUACAUGCUGACAUCUUGUGGUUUUUAAACUUUUUUUCCCCCAUUGUGAUGUUAAAAUACCAACAGGGUUGUGUUGGAUUGAAUAUUUCAAAACGACAUGUGUAAUGACUGUUAACUGAUUAUAUAUAUUUUUGUCAAUGAAUGCAGAAGAACACAGUAUUAUUAUGAUAGUACUUUCAUAGUAUCUCCCCAUUUCUCUCUAACAAUGCAUACUCUUCUGCAAACAGCUAUUGCAGGCAUGUACAUAGGUCUACCGUUGGUGUAAGCAGUAUUACUGGAUGCUAUUUAGUGCCCUCGUUGCACAUACCGAUAUAUUUUCAUUUUAUCCAAGUUAAACUGAUGUAUAUGAUGUAUAUUCUACCCUUUGUCAUUGCACCUGGGCUAAAACUGAAUACAAUGUCUGUUCAAAUGUAAAAUGGUAUAAUGAGAUUAUGUUAGAGGUUGAGAGUUCAGUAAAGACUCCUUAAUUGAUGUAUUUGUUGUUGUUAAUUUGUACAUACUGUAUAUAAAUAAAUAUCCAGUGUGAA
This is a messenger RNA of Oncorhynchus kisutch (coho salmon), 4926 nucleotides long. RefSeq names its product potassium voltage-gated channel subfamily A regulatory beta subunit 1b (gene kcnab1b). The coding region runs from base 2467 to 3687 and encodes 406 amino acids. Gene Ontology annotation, biological process: potassium ion transport; transmembrane transport; regulation of potassium ion transmembrane transport. Gene Ontology annotation, molecular function: voltage-gated potassium channel activity; transmembrane transporter binding; potassium channel regulator activity. The transcript is spliced from 14 exons. Gene Ontology annotation, cellular component: juxtaparanode region of axon; membrane; cytoplasm. NCBI's taxonomy places the organism in Eukaryota, Metazoa, Chordata, Actinopteri, Salmoniformes, Salmonidae. The record is from RefSeq and is a predicted model, not a curated record.